AUGGCCUGUAAUCAAAAUAAAAGUAAUACUCUGAAAAACACGAACAGGCAAUCAACCAAAAAGGAAACCAAUAUCAACUAUAGUCAUGACACCAUAAAUAUCCGAAUCCUCCAACUGAAUGCACAAAAGAGCAAAGCAGCCAGUUCACUGCUAAUUAAAACAGCUAAUGAUACAAACAGUGAUAUCAUCAUGAUACAGGAGCCUUACACAAUCGACAAUACGAUUGUCAGAUUCGGGAACUGGCGGGUUCUUGCUGGCCACUGUAAUACUAGGCCAAAGAGUGGUAUUCUCGUCUGUAACACCAGCCUGGACAUUGCACUUAUCCCACAGCUAUGCUCGUACAGGAUCUGUACGGCAGUCAUCCAUCAGAAAAGGCCCAUUUACAUUAUCGGUGUGUACUUCUCUCCUGACGACGAACAUGAAGACUGCAUUAAUGAACUAGCAAACAUUAUAAGGAGAAUCGACACCAAUAGCGUUAUCAUAGCAAGAGAUCUCAAUGCUAAAUCAGCAAUUUGGUUGCACAACAAGAAGGACAAAAGGAGAAGGCUAGUGGCAGACCUUAUGGAAGUACAUGACCUGAUGUCGACUAAUAUGACCACCUAUCCAACUUUUCAUACCCCACACGCGGAGGGCUGGACUGACAUAUGUCUGGUAUCAAUGGACCUUAGCCAUCGCAUAGUUGACUGUGAGACUAUGCUAAUCCCAUCCGCAAGUGACCACAGAUACAUCAUGACUCAGAUCUCUAACAUUACCAUCUCUAAUCCCAAAGCAAUCACCAGGGCAAACACACUAACUGGGAACUCUUCCGGGAGCUUUUCAGCCAACAAUGGAGGAAUUAUGAUUUUCUCCCGUAUAAACACCCAAAAAGAUAUAGACGAUUAUGUCAAUUUCUUUACAAAGGCAAUGCAAUCAGCAAAGGAGCAAGCGACCAGAACUAAAACAAAAAGACAAAGAAAGACUCCUUGGUGGACCGAAGAACUAACAAUUAAAAAGAAAAAGACAACAAAAAUUCGCAGAAACAUAACUAGAACAAAUAACGAGGAUGAGAAAACCAGGUUAAAGCAAACAUAUAAAAUUUAG
Centruroides sculpturatus (bark scorpion) is the source of this 1080-nucleotide messenger RNA. RefSeq lists its product as uncharacterized. Lineage: Eukaryota; Metazoa; Arthropoda; Arachnida; Scorpiones; Buthidae. The transcript has a single exon. Bases 1 to 1080 code for a protein of 359 amino acids. Gene Ontology annotation, molecular function: catalytic activity. The record is from RefSeq and is a predicted model, not a curated record.